AUGUCUAAUCCAUCACAAAUAUCUAACGAACCUUAUCGUGAGUUAGGAGAAUUGCGUGGUUCUGAAUUAAAUGUUAAUUCAGAAAGCACAUCAAGAUGUAAUAGAAAUUUUGGAAAUUGUGUAGAGCGUUCGAUGGAACUUUCUUCUGUUGUAGUUAUCCCUGAUGAUACAUUUACUGUAAUCCAAGCUAUCAAUACAUUAGGAUUUGGAAAAUUUCAAGUUAAACUAUCUUUAUUUACGGGCCUCUGUUGGAUGGUAGAUAGUAUGGAAAUAACAAUAUUAAGUAUUUUAAGUCCAUCUUUACAUUGUGACUGGGGUAUAACUAGAUAUCAGCAAGCUUUAACAACUACGGUUGUUUUUCUAGGUAUGAUGCUAAGUUCUACAUUUUGGAGUAAUUUAAGUGACAGAUAUGGUAGUAAACAGUCAUUAACUUUAUGUGCAAUAUUGCUACUUUAUUAUGCCUUCCUGAGUGCCUUUGCACCAAAUUUUCUGUGGAUUUUAUUACUUAGAGGAUUAGUUGGCUUUGCUAUUGGUUGUGUGCCACAAUCAGUAACAUUGUAUGCAGAAUUCCUUCCAGCAAAACAAAGAGCAAAAUGUGUCAUUUUAUUGGAUUGCUUUUGGGCACUUGGAGCUUGUUUUGAAGUUGCAAUAGCUUUAGUAAUAAUGCCAACUUUUGGUUGGAGAUGGCUUCUUAUUUUAUCAACUGUACCACUUCUUGUAUUUGCUAUAAUCACUCCAUGGCUGCCAGAAUCUACAAUAUUUGAUAUGGCAAGUGGAAGAAUGGACAAAGCUGUUUCAACUUUAGAACGAGUAGCAAGAGAAAAUAAGAAACCUUUACCUCCAGGAAGAUUAGUUAUGGAUCGAUUUUACCAAGUUAACCAUGGCAAAUUGAAGGAUGUAUUGAGUAAAGAAAUGUGCAGGACAUCUACCUUGCUUUGGCUUGUUUGGAUGAGUACAGCAUUUUGUUAUUAUGGUGUUGUACUAAUGACUACAGAACUAUUUCAUACAUCAUCAGAACAAUGUAGCUCUUGGGAAAAUAAAAAAGAAGAUGUUUGUCAACUACAUUGUCGUUUAGAACGUAGUGAUUAUAUUGAUCUUCUUUGGACAACGUUAGCCGAAUUUCCAGGAAUUUUCUCUACUAUUUUUGCAAUUGAAAAAAUUGGCAGGAGGAAAACAAUGGCUUUUCAACUAGUAAUGUUCGCCAUAUUAAUUUGUUUCUUAGGCAGAGCUUGCCUAUUAAACAGAGUAACGUUGACUCUCGCAAUUUUUCUAGCUAGAGGUUUAAUUGCUGGUGUCUUUCAAGCAGCUUAUGUGUAUACCCCUGAAGUAUAUCCGACGCAUUUACGUAGUGUUGGUGUUAGCACUUGUAGUGCAAUGGCUAGAAUUGGUGCAAUGGUCACACCGUACAUAGCACAAGUAUUUCUUCAAUGGUCUAUUACUGGAGCAAUGGCAAUUUAUGCUAUAACAGCAUUAUGCGCUGCUGCAGCUACUCUUGCUUUACCGGUUGAAUCAAAAAGUCACACAUCAAAUGAUUCGUCCUAA
Habropoda laboriosa is the source of this 1542-nucleotide messenger RNA. Its product is annotated as synaptic vesicle 2-related protein. Gene Ontology annotation, biological process: transmembrane transport. NCBI's taxonomy places the organism in Eukaryota, Metazoa, Arthropoda, Insecta, Hymenoptera, Apidae. The transcript has 7 exons. Gene Ontology annotation, molecular function: transmembrane transporter activity. Bases 1 to 1542 code for a protein of 513 amino acids. The record is from RefSeq and is a predicted model, not a curated record.